Molecule: messenger RNA, 3357 nt
Organism: Knipowitschia caucasica
Lineage: Eukaryota; Metazoa; Chordata; Actinopteri; Gobiiformes; Gobiidae
Source: the annotation of a GenBank genome assembly
AUGUCGAUGGAGGAGGGAGAUACUGAUGCCUCCCAACAGCAGGAGAAUCCCACAGGAGGCAGCAGGUGUUUGGUGGUUGUUCAGGAACAGCAGGAGCAGCAGGAGCAGCAGGAGACUGAUGAAGGCAGAUUCGUCCAGAGGGGAGCUGUGGAUCCAGGCCCAGGUCAUGGUGAGGGGAAAGGAUUGCUGCAACUGAUCCCCAAAGUACUGCUCCUUCAAUGUCACUUUCCCGUCUCUCUCCUUCUCCCUCCUCUCCCCCCGUCUCCCCCGUCUCCCCCGUCUCCCCCUGCAGUCUGUGAGUUUGGUGUUUUCCACAGAGGAGGCAGCGCUCGUCUCUGCGGGGGUGUCAUCAGUCUCAUCAUCAUAGUCAUCAGUCUCAUCAUCAGUCUAAUCAUCAGUGUCAGUCUCAUCAUCAGUCUCAUCAUCAGUCUCAUCAUCAUCAGUCUCAUCAUCAGUCUCAUCAUCAGUCUCAUCAUCAGUCCCGUCAUCAGUCUCAUCAUCAGUCCCGUCAUCAGUCUCAUCAUCAGUCUCAUCAUCAGUCUCAUCAUCAGUGUCAUCAUCAGUGUCAUCAGUCUCAUCAUCAGUUUCAUCAUCAGUCUCAUCAUCAGUGUCAUCAGUCUCAUCAUCAGUCUCAUCAGUCUCAUCAUCAUCUCAUCAAGUCUCAUCAUCAGUCUCAUCAUCAGUCUCAUCAUCAGUCUCAUCAUCAGUCUCAUCAUCAGUCUCUUCAACAGUCUCAUCAUCAGUCUCAUCAACAGUCUCAUUACCAGUCUCAUCAUCAGUCUCAUCAUCAGUCCCAUCAUCAGUCCCAUCAUCAGUCUCAUCAGUCUCAUCAACAGUCUCAUCAUCAGUCUCAUCAGUCUCAUCAUCAGUCUCAUCAUCAGUCUCAUCAACAGUCCCAUCAUCAGUUUCAUCAUCCGUCUCAUCAGUCUCAUCAUCAGUCUCCUCAGUCUCAUCAUCAGUCUCAUCAUCAGUGUCAUCAACAGUCUCAUCAUCAGUCUCAUCAUCAGUGUCAUCAUCAGUGUCAUCAACAGUCUCAUCAUCAGUCUCAUCAUCAGUCUUAUCAUCAGUCUCAUCAUCAGUCUCAUCAGUCUCAUCAUCAGUCUCAUCAUCAGUCUCAUCAUCAGUCUCAUCAGUAGUCUCAUCAUCAGUCUCAUCAUCAGUCUCAUCAGUCUCAUCAGUCUCAUCAUCAGUCUCAUCAUCAGUCUCAUCAUCAGUCUCAUCAACAGUCUCAUCAUCAGUUUCAUCAUCCGUCUCAUCAUCAGUCUCCUCAGUCUCAUCAUCAGUCUCAUCAUCAGUCUCAUCAUCAGUGUCAUCAACAGUCUCAUCAUCAGUCUCAUCAGUCUCAUCAUCAGUCUUAUCAUCAGUCUCAUCAUCAGUCUUAUCAUCAGUCUCAUCAUCAGUCUCAUCAGUCUCGUCAUCAGUCUCGUCAUCAGUCCCAUCAUCAGUCCCAUCAUCAGUCUCAUCAGUCUCAUCAACAGUCUCAUCAUCAGUCUCAUCAGUCUCAUCAUCAGUCUCAUCAUCAGUCUCAUCAACAGUCCCAUCAUCAGUUUCAUCAUCCGUCUCAUCAGUCUCAUCAUCAGUCUCCUCAGUCUCAUCAUCAGUCUCAUCAUCAGUGUCAUCAACAGUCUCAUCAUCAGUCUCAUCAUCAGUGUCAUCAUCAGUGUCAUCAACAGUCUCAUCAUCAGUCUCAUCAUCAGUCUUAUCAUCAGUCUCAUCAUCAGUCUCAUCAGUCUCAUCAUCAGUCUCAUCAUCAGUCUCAUCAUCAGUCUCAUCAGUAGUCUCAUCAUCAGUCUCAUCAUCAGUCUCAUCAGUCUCAUCAGUCUCAUCAUCAGUCUCAUCAUCAGUCUCAUCAACAGUCUCAUCAUCAGUUUCAUCAUCCGUCUCAUCAUCAGUCUCCUCAGUCUCAUCAUCAGUCUCAUCAUCAGUCUCAUCAUCAGUGUCAUCAACAGUCUCAUCAUCAGUCUCAUCAGUCUCAUCAUCAGUCUUAUCAUCAGUCUCAUCAUCAGUCUUAUCAUCAGUCUCAUCAUCAGUCUCAUCAGUCUCGUCAUCAGUCUCGUCAUCAGUCUCAUCAUCAGUCUCAUCAUCAGUCUCAUCAGUAGUCUCAUCAUCAGUCUCAUCAUCUGUCUCCUCAGUCUCAUCAGUCUCAUCAUCAGUCUCAUCAUCAGUCUCAUCAUCAGUCUCAUCAACAGUCUCAUCAUCAGUCUCAUCAUCAGUCUCAUCCUCAGUCUCAUCAUCAGUCUCAUCAUCAGUCUCAUCAGUCUCAUCAUCAGUCUCAACAUUAGUCUCAUCAGUCUCGUCAUCAGUCUCAUCAGUCUCAUCAUCAGUCUCAUCAUCAGUCUCAUCAGUCUCAUCAUCAGUCUCAUCAUCAGUCUCAUCAUCAGUCUCAUCAGUCUCAUCAUCAGUCUCAUCAUCAUUCUUAUCAUCAGUCUCAUCAUCAGUCUCAUCAUCAGUCUCGUCAUCAGUCUCGUCAUCAGUCUCAUCAUCAGUCUCAUCAUCAGUGUCAUCAGUCUCAUCAUCAGUCUCAUCAGUCUCAUCAUCAGUCUCAUCAUCAUUCUCAUCAGUCUCAUCAUCAGUCUCAACAUCAGUCUCAUUAGUCUCAUCAUCAGUCUUAUCAUCAGUCUCAUCAGUCUCAUCAUCAGUCUCAUCAUCAGUCUUAUCAUCAGUCUUAUCACCAGUCUCAUCAUCAGUCUCAUCAUCAGUCUCAUAAUCAGUCUCAUAAUUAGUCUCAUAAUCACUCUCAUCAUCAGUCUCAUCAGUCUCAUCAGUCUCAUCAUCAGUCUCAUCAUCAGUCUCACCAUCAGUCUCAUCAUCAGUCUCGUCAUCAGUCUCGUCAUCAGUCUCGUCAUCAGUCUCAUCAUCAGUCUCAUCAUCAGUCUCAUCAUCAGUCUCAUCAUCAGUCUCAUCAGUCUCAUCAUCAGUCUCAUCGUCAGUCUCAUCAUCAGUCUCAUCAUCAGUCUCAUCAGUCUCAUCAUCAGUCUAAUCAUCAGUUUCAUCAGUCUCAUCAGUCUAAUCAUCAGUCUCAUCAGUCUCAUCAUCAGUCUCAUCAUCAGUCUCAUCAGUCUCAUCAUCAGUCUCAUCAUCAGUCUCAUCAGUGUCAUCAUCAGUCUCAUCAGUCUAAUCAUCAGUCUCAUCAGUCUCAUCAUCAGUCUCAUCAUCAGUCUCAUCAUCAGUCUCAUCAGUCUCAUCAUCAGUCUCAUCAUCAGUCUCAUCAGUGUCAUCAUCAGUCUCAUCAGUCUCAUCAGUCUCAUCAUCAGUCUCCAUCAGGGUCUGGUAGAGUUCUGGAGGGGGAGUUUCCAACACUACACUACAAUACGGUUUAACACACUCUCAGAGACUGUACCUGUGCUCCGAGACUAA